This is a messenger RNA of Nothoprocta perdicaria, 2227 nucleotides long. It is a transcript of the gene SLC16A9, whose product is annotated as solute carrier family 16 member 9. Gene Ontology annotation, biological process: monocarboxylic acid transport; transmembrane transport. The coding region runs from base 93 to 1616 and encodes 507 amino acids. The transcript has 6 exons. Lineage: Eukaryota; Metazoa; Chordata; Aves; Tinamiformes; Tinamidae. Gene Ontology annotation, molecular function: monocarboxylic acid transmembrane transporter activity. The record is from RefSeq and is a predicted model, not a curated record.
AUAGAAUUACCGCAUGAAGCUAUGCCUGUUGAUAGCUGAAGGUUUCUAGGUCACCUUCUGAUCUGCGUGCACAUCUCCGUUCAGCAUUCAAGAUGGUAUUUCGAAAACCGCCAGAUGGUGGCUGGGGCUGGGUGAUCGUGGUCGUUUCCUUCUUUACUCAGUUCUUGUGUUACGGAUCACCGCUGGCGGUGGGAGUCUUGUAUGUGGAAUGGCUGGAUGCUUUUGGAGAAGGGAAAGGCAAGACUGCUUGGGUUGGAUCGCUAGCAAAUGGAAUUGGAUUGCUUGCCAGUCCUGUCUGCAGUGUAUGUGUAUCAUCUUUCGGAGCACGACCAGUUGCAAUCUUCAGUGGCUUUAUGGUGGCUGGUGGCCUCAUGAUGAGUAGCUUUGCACCUAAUAUAUACUUUCUGUAUCUUUCAUAUGGGAUCGUUGUUGGACUUGGAUGUGGCCUUUUAUAUACCGCAACAGUUACCAUCACGUGCCACUAUUUCGACAAACGCAGAGGCCUUGCACUUGGUCUCAUCUCAACAGGCUCAAGUGUUGGACUCUUUAUAUAUGCAGCAUUGCAAAGAGAACUUAUUGAUCUGUAUGGACUGGAUGGCUGUCUCCUAAUAGUUGGCGCAUUGUCUUUAAAUAUAUUAGCGUGUGGCAGUCUGAUGAGACCAUUGGAGUCAUCUGAUUCCCCUUCACCAGAAAAAACACGUGUAGACAAAGUCCCAGAUCAAUAUUUUGUUUACCAUGAAAAAGAAAAGUCUGUUGAAGAAAAUAUAAGCAUCCUCGAAAAGGGCUACAUUGAUGAGAAAUGUGUGAACAAUGUGCCUGAUUACAAACCAGAUAGCAUUUUAAAUAAGAAUGUAUUAGCCUCAAUAAAUGUAAAUGAGAAAGACACUUAUAAAAAGAAAGUUGUUGAACAGACAAACUUCUGCAAGCAACUUGCCAAGAGGAAGUGGCAGCUCUAUCUGAACUACUGGGAGGAAACUGUGGUUCUUUUUAAGAACAAAGUAUUUUCAGCUCUCUUUGUUGCCAUCUUGCUCUUUGACAUUGGUGGAUUUCCUCCUUCACUGCUCAUGGAAGAUGUAGCAAGAAGUGCAAACAUCAGUGAAGAUGACUAUCAUGUGCCCCUUAUUUCCAUAAUAGGCAUUAUGACAGCUGUUGGCAAACUUACUUUAGGAAUACUAGCAGAUUUUAAAUGGAUAAAUACUUUAUAUCUAUAUGUAUCAACCUUAAUAAUGACCGGAAUGGCCUUGUUUGCGAUUCCAUUUGCCAAAAGUUACCUUACGUUAGCGAUGCUUUCUGGGUUUUUGGGUUUUUUGACUGGAAACUGGUCAAUUUUUCCAUACGUGACAACAAAGACUGUAGGAAUUGAGAAACUGACACAUGCAUAUGGGAUAUUGAUGUUCUUUGCUGGACUUGGAAAUAGCCUCGGACCACCAAUUGUAGGUUGGUUUUAUGACUGGACGCAGGAGUAUGACACUGCCUUCUAUUUCAGUGGCUUUUGUGUAUUACUUGGUGGAUUUCUUUUGCUGUUGGCAGCGUUACCCUGCUGGAAUGCCUGUGCCAAUCAGAGCUCCAAGCUGCCUCCAAAUACUUACUCCUACAAAGUUGCAUCUAGCGCCUAGAUGACAACUGGAAAACACUUCAUUUUUUUUAUAUUAUGUAACAAAAUAUUUUAGUAAUUUUCCACUUAUUUAUGAAGUCCAAAAAUCCUGUUCCACUAGCAAAAUUCCAUUGUUGCUUGAUGUUCCACUCUUUUUUAAUGAACAGUCUUAUUUUUUCUGUUAUGCACUGUGUUCUCAGCCUUUGUCUACUGUAAUUUCCUUUCACCCUGUUAUGGGUAUAUUCUGCUGUAUUAUCAGCUGUAUUUUUUUUAAGGUCGGGGGGACAACAGAGACUUUGAAACAAAAAUAAAGGCCUAAUCCUUGUAGGGGAAGGAAGGCAUUACUGUCACCUCUUAUAGGUCUCUAAGUUGCACAAUCAGACUUUACAAAACAAAAAUUUGCCUUAUUAUAAUGUAAUACUGUGGUGAGGUGCUUGUAAUAUCAUGCUUAGCUUAACAACUUGUUUUUUUUUAAAGUUUCUACAAUUUAAAAUGAAGUGCCAAUGCAGGGGAGAAGAAGAGGGGGAACAAAACCAACCUUGUGUUACAUAAUUGAACUUGAUGAUGAAAGUAAAAAUUCUUAAUACCACUGAAACCAAGAGCUAUGUUUAUAAGUAUUGCACAUUUUGUGAA